This is a messenger RNA of Dermacentor albipictus, 4460 nucleotides long. Its product is annotated as BTB/POZ domain-containing adapter for CUL3-mediated RhoA degradation protein 3. Gene Ontology annotation, biological process: protein homooligomerization. The record is from RefSeq and is a predicted model, not a curated record. Lineage: Eukaryota; Metazoa; Arthropoda; Arachnida; Ixodida; Ixodidae. Gene Ontology annotation, molecular function: protein binding.
UUCGAAUAGGCCAUGGACUUGCGAUCUUUCUAAACAUGGCGGUUGAUCGCAACUUCGUAACUUUUGUCUUACGAUCAUUCGCGAUGAAGUCCCUUAGUUCGUCAGGAACUUUGCGAGCUGCUGGCUUGUGGUCAUCAACUGUCCGCGCCAGUAUGUGCAUGUGAAUAGGAUCAAUGAAGAAUAUUGGCCGACGAAAGAGACUGGAUAUUCGAAAUACACAACCAUCGGCGAAGCGAAAAUGUCUGCGCUGGGACAGCUGGGUGUUACGCAGUUGUUGGUUGUCACCGAUCCCCGAGCGAGGCGAAAGGCGAACUUCAGCCGCGCCGAAAUCGACGCGUUGGUAUCGGGAUACAAGACGUACAGACCUCUGAUUGAGCGGCGAUGUACAGGCGGCUCCAAAGACAGAAAUCAGGCUUGGGACUUGAUAACCAAGUCCCUGUUUGCUGUUUCUGGUGUUCGCCGGACAGCGGCAGAAGUCAGAAAGAAAUGGGCGGACUUGAAGUCAUUAAGCAAGAAAGGCGCCAACUGUGGUGUUACUGCUGGGAACCUUCUUGCUGAGGCUUCGUUAUUCAAUAAUCUCAACGAAUUUGUAAUAGGGAUGCCCAUCGAAGAUUGCUUGCUCGGCAGCAGCACAGAAGCCCCAAGUAGCACAGGAACUGAAGAGCCAAGCGAUAACUUGAAUUCUAAUGCAGAUGUCAAGGCAGAGCCUCCCAGCUCCCCAGGAGAGGUGUCCUGUGAUAACAAAUCAAAUGAUCCAGAGCCAGAACAUGAAGAUGAAGUUCCAUGCAAUAGCAGGUCAACCCAGACAACUGAGCCAAGCUCACCGAGUGAAAGUUGGAUCCUCAUAGACAGAUGCGGGAAACACUUCGGAACCAUCCUGAACUUUCUGCGAGACGGUUCGGUGCCGCUUCCAGAGUCGACGAGGGAGAUUGCGGAGCUAUUGGCCGAAGCCAAAUACUACCUCAUCCAGGCGCUCGUCGAAAGUUGCGAAGCCGCCCUGCAGAAGAAAGAGAGCCCACAAGAGCCGAUUUGCAGAGUCCCACUUAUCACAAACGAAAAAGAAGGAAACCUACUAAUAAGCACUUCGACUAAGCCUUUGGUCAAGCUGCUUAUCAACAGACAUAACAACAAGUAUUCCUAUACCAGCACGUCGGACGACAAUCUCCUCAAGAAUGUGGAAAUGUUUGACCGGCUGUCGCUGCGGUUCUGCAGCCGUGUCCUGUUUAUAAAGGAUGUGAUAGGUAGCAAUGAGAUCUGCUGCUGGACAUUCUAUGGCCAUGGCAAAAAAGUUGCCGAGGUCUGCUGCACAUCCAUAGUCUACGCAACAGACAAGAAGCACACCAAAGUUGAGUUCCCCGAAGCUCGCAUAUAUGAGGAGACCCUCAACAUCCUUCUCUACGAAAACCGCAAUGGCCCAGACCCGGAACUGAUGCAGGCAACGAGCACACGAGGCGCCGUCGCCCGCGCCACCACCUGCUACACGAGCGACGACGAGGACGAGCGGCGCGCGCCAGUAGGCUCCUGCAGCGGCUGCGCCAGUGCGCGCGAUUCCCGGGAGUCGUGCCACCUGGGCCGUAUACGAAGCACCAAGCAGAGUAGCUGAGGUAGCCUCUGUGUCGCUGCCUUACUCCUUCGCGGAAUCUCGCCGGCGGGGGCAAGGUACCGGCAGCUGUCAUGCGGUCGCUGCAAGCCGAGCUUGGCUUCUUUCUGCUGUCCCUACAUGGACCUUGCUUAGCACAGAAAGAGAUGAUUCACAUGGCGUUUGUUUGUGGGUGACCACCCAGUAGGUACAGGGCACAGAUGAUCCUGUAUCCAUCUCCAUUCGUGCCUGUGCCCUGUUUCGUCUGGCCUUCAAUAUUGAGCGGUUAAUGAUGCUGGCUCUGUUUCCACAGAGGCGAGUUCUGCCCCCAAGAGUUGUUUGUGGCCACCUUUUAGUGAAGGAUGCGAGUGGCUAGUAAUUCUUGUGCCAUGUGAGCAUGUGAUCAGUGGAAGCUGUAUUGUGUGCCGGGCGCACUUGUUUGUGGUUUUGCUCUUGUUGGAAGUUUGUGCGAGUUAUCAAGUGAGUAGUACAUGUAAGAGGACUGCGUAAGUUCCGAAGUUUCUUGAACAACACACCUCCCUCCCCAGCACCUCUAUUCAGCUACCACCAAAGCCAAGUUGUUCAGAAACAAUAUUGUAUACAUAGAGCUGGGUGCCCACCUGCUCAGUUUUCAUCAACAUUUGUGCUGGACAUCACUACGAAAAUUGCUAAACCACUACGUAUGUAACCUUGUGGUGUACUAAAGACAGGAGACAAGUUGAAUCUCGGUUUUAGGGGGCGGACCUUUGGUGAGCUGGUGCGGUUUGGUAUUUGUUGUUCCUUUUGCUACAGUUUUGUCUUCUGGAGCUGGCAUGUUUUUUUUUUUUUUUUCCCCUUUGGGUCUUUGGAUCUGUCUGCAACAUGUGGGCAAGAAUCGAGUGGACUUAGGAAGAAUUGCGAGGUGGUAUGUCUCGACUUCAAACUGGAUUUUGUGCUGCGCAAAACUCUGCUUGGGAACCAGAGGGCAGAGGUGUCAUCUACAGCAAGAGCCACUGUUGAAGGGAAUGUGCAUGGCUCACACUUUCAGAAGCACUGUCAAAGCUUUCGCAGUGCUUAGACAGUGCUGCCUACAGUGCCUAGCAGAAGCACUGUCAAAGCGCUGCACAGAUCAUUGUACAAGAACCAGCGACACUUAUUGCGAGUCGUUUGUGCCAAAGCUGGCCACUUCCAGACUUGCCAAAGAGGGAAAUUUGCUCAUUCCCCAUGCUCCCAUGUUCCCUUCAGCAAUGGACUGCACUGUAAAUGUUUUGUGAUUCACUAAAUGAGCAUUCUCAAUAGUUUUGUGAAACUGUAAUGCGAUACAAAGUGUGGUCAGUGUGUGUCUACCUGCAGGUGGUCGGAAUGAAUAUUGUCAACAUGUAGCUGUUCAGAAACCGGUAUGUGUGACAGCAAAGUUGUUGCUGCAAGAAAGGACUGUGUGUUGGUGGUGGUGCCGUACUGUGUUACUUUACACAUUAUGUAUGAUCAGAAGAAUAAUUGAAGCUGUCUUCCUGGAUAUCUUAGUCACCUAGUUAUGCACGAAAAGGCUGUUUAGACUCCUCUGUUUCUGUUUCAACCACUUUGUCAAAUGUGCACAAAUUGUUUGUGUUGGCGUAGUUGGCAGAUGCAGCUUACACUGUUGUAGUUAGAGUGAAUUUUUAUUGAACUUUACUAUUUAUUUCUCCUUGCAUUAUCUAAAUUCAUUGCACUCAAGUGACAAAUCCUCUUAUAAUAAUGUAAGACCCUGUUGAUGCGACUGUCAUCAAAAAAAAUUGACGCUUUAUUCCAUGUACAUGGCACUGAGUUGCUGAAAGGUUGCUGAAACAGUCGCUGAAAGGUUGCGCUUCUUGCUGGAUUGUCAUUGUUAAAGCACAAAUGCUGAAAAUGUUAGUACAUGCUGCAUCACACUUGUCUGGAGCACAUGGACAGUAUACUUCUGCAUGCAUCACUGGUGCUCAGCAGCGACUUUGGGCACCAGACAUGAUGUCACUAAGCAUGCAGUGCCAUUGGAAAAAUGUUUCACUCCUUACUUUUUUUCAUAAAGCUAUCACAAGCUCAGAAAGUGCUGGUAAAUGUGUCCAUCUCACCCCAAAGCGCUCCAGUCACAUUGUCUAGGCAGGAGUCCAUAGCACUUGAGUUGUGCUUCAAUCAGCUACAGGCUUAUUCUUUACUUUUUGAGGCAAAAGUGCCCAAUAUGAUAUAUAACGCCAUCAUCUAGUACUAACAAAAAAAUUUAUCUGCAGGCUUUCAAGCACACAGCGAGCUGCUGUGAGCACUGCUUUCCCCCUGUAAGCUGAUGACCCUGUAGAAUAGUCAACCAUUGUAGCCUGCCCGGUUGUGGAACUCCUCUAUGACAAGUGAUGCUUGUAUUGGGCCCACGGUCCGAUUAAUUUAUGCAUGCCUUAUUGCACUGGUCAAGUGCGGCAGCUGAGUUAAUACAGUUUCAAUCGAGGAAGCAGGUACAUUGAGCCUGCAACAUUUGAGCCUAAACAAUUUGUUCUUUCAAUGACUGGCAGCAGGGAAGGCUUUCAAGGUCAUCUGUUAGUUUUACUUUGCCUUUUUUCUGUGUGUGUGGUAUGCUGAAUGGUAAUGCAAGCUCCAAUCAAGGCUUUGAUUUCACACAACCAUACCCUUUCAACUCUUUACAUUUCAGUUUGAACACCUGUUUAAGAGUUGCAGCAGAAGCUGGCUCUCUUGUAGAGUUUUUUGAGCAAGUGCUUGCAUGCCUGCACCAGCUCAGCAAGCACUAUUGAGACAUAUGUGGAGCUCAUGUUCAAAAGAUGUAUAGAAGUGUCGUGAUGUGGCCUGGGGCUUGCAUCUCAUUGUGGCAUUUGUGUUGUGUGUAUUGAAGUGUGUGAUCAAUGAUGCUGUUGGCUGCGUGAAAUGAAAUGUAAUGCUCAUA